AGAUCAGGAGCAGUCCUGGGAGACACAAGGACAGCUGAGUCUAUACAGCCUGGGUCACCAGCACAUGGCACAGGGAGCAGCACAUGGCACUGUAAUCAGUACCAAGCCUGCAGCACCAGAGCCUGCUUCUGUACCCAGCUCCCUGCUCCUACCAUCCAGCUCCCUCCUUUGCUGGUAUCAGCAGCACAUGGCACUGUAAGCAACCACUGGGAGCUUCCUGUCCAUAGUUCUAUUUCUGAGCAGAUCCCAGGGAUAAUGUCAUUUUCCUAGAGAGCUCCAGCCUGCACUCUCUGCACUCUUUGCACUCUCUCUCUCCAACAUGAUGUCUUAUGGAGUGGUGGAUGUGUGUGUCCAGGAUGUACAGAAGAGGAGGAAUCCAUCCAAACAUUAUGUUUAUAUCAUAAAGGUAAAUUGGUCAGAUUCCACCCAACAUGUCAUCUACCGGAGAUACAGCAAGUUUUUUGAUCUGCAGAUGCAAGUUUUGGAUAAAUUUCCUAUUGAAGCCGGACAGAAGGAUCCAAAGCAAAGAAUAAUACCAUUUCUGCCAGGUAAAAUAUUGUUCCGGAGGAGCCAUAUACGUGAUGUAGCUGUGAAAAGACUCAAGCCCAUUGAUGAGUAUUGCAGGGCUCUAGUUAAAUUACCGGCACAUAUCUCACGAUGUGAAGAAGUCUUGAGGUUCUUUGAAGCUCGGCCUGAAGACCUGGAUCCACCAAAGGAGGAUUAUGGUUCCUCAAAGCGUAAAUCAGUUUGGAUGUCCAGUUUAUGUGAUCUUGCAAAAGCUGAACCUAAAGGUGCUGAUGGCAACUCUGAACCCAUGAUCCUGGAACAAUAUGUUGUGGUGUCCAACUAUGAGAAGCAAGAAAACUCUGAGAUUAGUCUGAAAGCUGGGGAGCUCGUGGAUGUCAUCGAGAAAAAUGAAAGUGGCUGGUGGUUUGUAAGCACAGCAGAAGAACAAGGUUGGGUUCCUGCCACCUAUUUAGAUUCCCAGAGCGGAACCAAAGAUGAUUCUGAAAUUAACACCUCUAAACUGGGAGAUGUAACUAAGAGGCGCAAGGCUCAUCUACGACGCUUGGACCGGCGUUGGACGCUGGGCGGCAUAGUCAACAGGCAACAAAGCCGAGAAGAAAAAUAUGUUACCAUACAACCAUACACCAGCCAAGGAAAAGAUGAAAUUGGGUUUGAGAAAGGUGUCACAGUGGAGGUCAUCCAAAAGAACUUGGAAGGAUGGUGGUACAUAAGAUACCAAGGUAAAGAGGGCUGGGCUCCUGCAUCAUAUCUAAAGAAAGCCAAAGAUGACCUGCCAUGUCGAAAGAAAAACCUUGCUGGGCCUGUGGAGAUUAUAGGAAAUAUUAUGGAAAUUAGUAAUCUUCUGAACAAGAAAUCCAAUGAAAAAGAGACAGGGAACGAAGCUGAAGAACCUCACAUUAGCAAGAAGGAGAUUAGUCUGCCAAUUCUAUGUAAUGACUCUAAUGGCAACUCAAUGAUGACAUCUGAGAAACCAACACCCAAAGCCACUCCAGGGUCUCCGGCAGUGGCAAGAAUAGCUCCGCAGAGAUCUGAAAUAAGUUCUCCAAACCUAAGAAUGAAACCACCACCCCGGAGAGAAUCUAGUCUGGGAUUUCAGCUGCCAAAACCUCCGGAGCCUCCAUCAGUUGAAGUGGAGUAUUACACCAUUGCAGAGUUUCAGUCUUGCAUAUCUGAUGGGAUAAGUUUCCGAGGAGGUCAAAAGGCUGAUGUCAUUGAAAAGAAUUCUGGUGGAUGGUGGUAUGUACAGAUUGGAGAAAAGGAAGGAUGGGCCCCGUCUUCAUAUAUUGAUAAAAGAAAGAAACCAAACCUGAACCGGAGGACAAGCACGUUAACAAGACCAAAGGUCCCCCCUCCUGCACCACCUACAAAGCCUAAAGAUGCAGAAGAAGUGUCAGUUACUCGUCAUAGCGGCUCUUUAGAUUCUAAAGAUUCACCAGCAAAGCAAAUAUAUGAGGAGCCUGAAUAUGAUGUUCCAGCUUUUGGCUAUGAUCCAGAUGCUGAUUCGAAUGACUCCUUCUCUCAGAGCAAUUUUGCAGAAGAAAUUGUAGAAAGUAUGUUCCAGCCAUCCAAACCAUCUCCAGUUUCUACUCUUCAGAGAGCAAAAUUUCACGUUGGUGAGUCAUGUGAAGAUGUCCGCAAUGAAGAAGAGACAAUCUAUGAAAAUGAUGGUUUCCGACCAUUUGUGGAUGAUACAGCAUCAAACAAGGAGUCAAGUAAAGAAUCAAGUGGAGAUUCUGAUUCACUGAAAAGUUCAUCAUUGGUGCCAAGAAACUCUCCAUCUGGAACCCCUUCUAAACCACCACUUUUAAAAUAUAAAUCUGAAAGAAAUGUUCAGCAGGAAACCACAAAAAAUGUUUCCUUCUCAACCAAUGAAGAGAAAAAGCCCAGGUCUGUGUCCGAUGCUGGUUUGCGGUCAGUGCCAAAGGUUGGAGCAAAGAAAGAUUCUGAACAAAAAACGGUAGUUAUUUCUUCUACCAAAGCAAAACCAUCAGUUAAACCAAAACCAUUUAUAGGCAAAACAGAUUCUCAGAGCCAGGAAAAAAUGGAUAUUAGCACUUUGCGAAGACAAUUAAGACCAACAGGACAGCUGCGAAGUGGACUUAAAGGUUCUAAAAGUGAAGAAUCAGAAAACCUUCCAAAGAGUGCAUCAGAAGACAUUGAAAUAACACCAAGGAGAAGUUCAGUAGAUAAUCCUGCAGGUUCUUCACAGUCUUUAAUAUGUCCAAGUAAUAAAGACAAAUCUGAGGAUAGUAAUGAGAAAGUAUUCUAUACUGCCACAAGCACCUAUCAAAAAGUUAUGGAUACGGAAAUUAGCUUUCCAGCAGGAGCAAAAGUGGAACUCUUAGAGAAACAAGACAGCGGUUGGUGGUUUAUAAGAUAUAAAGAUUCAGACGGGUGGGCACCCUCACAUUACUUAGAACAAGUGGAUAAUAAGCAACGGGAAACAUCAUCACCUGAGCCUGAAUCAACGAGAAGUAAAAAGAAUGAAAAUAAGUCGAACAGCCUGGAAAAGAUAGAAAAAAGGGUACAAGCAUUAAAUACAAUUAACCAAAGCAAAAGAACAACACCUCCAGUUCCCACCAGGCCACCCGGAGGGUUCUCAAAACCUACAGGGCAAAGUAGCAACGUUGUCAAGUUAAGAAAUGGUGUAAAACAAAUUGCAGUAAGACCCCAGUCUGUAUUUGUUUCCCCACCACCAAAGGAAAACAACAUUGCUUGCCAUUUACGCAGAAAUGAAUCACUGUCCGCUACAGAUCACUUGAGAUCUGUUCGACGAAAUGCCUCCUUUAACACCGUCCGCUCUCAGGUAAAUGAGUCCAAAUUCAAGCCUACUGAUAAAACAGAAGAGGACACAACCCAAGUGGAAACACCUGUAAGGUCUCCUCAAAGAAAUGGAAUCCCAAUAUCUACUGUUCGGCCAAAACCCAUUGAGAAGUCCCAGUUUAUCCACAAUAACCUUAAAGAUAUGUACAUCUCUAUUGCUGACUAUGAUGGAGAUGAUGAAACUGUUGGAUUUCAAGAAGGUGUGUCUAUGGAGGUUCUGGAGAAAAACCCUAAUGGCUGGUGGUAUUGCCAUAUUCUUGACAGCGUAAAACCCUUUAAAGGAUGGGUGCCUUCAAAUUAUUUAGAGAAAAAGAACUAAUAGUCCUUUAUGUGGAGAUAAUAAUAUAACAUAGACUCUCUUGGCUAUAUUUUCUUAAUUUAAGGAUUAGACUGAGCGUCCAUUUAUAUGGAAAGCCAGCAAUAUGAUCUCCAUGGUGUGAAAUCGAGUUCUAUAAAACAGAUAUUAAAGAAGAAAUGAUCCUUGUGAAAUAAAAUGUUUGGAGAGAACACAGGGUAUUACAUUAUAUUACGUCCAUCAAGUAGUUAAAAUGAAAACCAUAUUUGUGUGCCUUCACUUCGGUAUCUGGAACACUAGAAAUGUCCCAACCCAAAAAAUCCAGGGAACUCCUACUGGCACGGUCUACUGAAUGCUGUGUCUGUGCUGGUUUUCCCUGACCUCUCGUUUUUUUUGCCAACAAGAAUAGACACUGUUUAGUGUCUGAAAAUCUUUUUGUAACUCAGACAAGGAAUGCUAGACAUUGUAAUUAAAUGUUUCUAUCCGGUUUUCGGCUAUCUAUCCCAUGCUCUAAUGUGUGUUUAUUUUUGGCUUUUGCAUGUUUGUGUGUAUACUUUCAAAGUCCUAAGAUUGCGUAUGAAACCAAAACCUAGAUUUUUCUUUAGUCAUUGACAGCAGUUAGAUUUUCUCCUCUUGUGAUAUUUUUAAUAAAAUUGAGUAGUAUUUGGUGUUCCAAGAUUUACAUAAAGCGCUUUAUAUGGGCCCAAAUUCCCGAGCCAGUUAAGCAAAAAUAGUUGGCUACAUUGCUUAAAGGGGUCCUAUACCUAGUAUAUAAAAAAAAAAAACUAAACUGCUCUGGGCAUUGUAUCUAAAUACAUUAAUGCACAUGGGUGUAUCUGCACCCUUGUGGAUGAGAUGUAUGUGAACAAACAUUUACAGCUAUGAUUACUAAGAUAACACUCUGAGGAUAGGGUCACAUAUAGUAUAUACGCAUCGCAGCAGGAAAUACCCUGCAUAUUCUGCUAUGAGCAGAAACACGGGGCUACCCAGCGGCAGUCCAGUGUGCAGCGAGGUUUGAAGGCAGGCCCGCACAUCACAUGGGCGUGUUGGGCCCGCCUCUAGACCUCAUUGAACCCACAGGGCGGCCAUGGCUAGCUCUGUGUAUUUGUUUGUAUACACUUUGUGACCCUACCCUUAAACAUUUUUUUUAAUACAGUGUAUAUUAUAUAGGAAUAUAACCUAUUGUUCAGGAUGAGAACAAAAAUAUGUUUGUUUUUUUUCAUAGAAACAGUGCCACAUGGUAUGUGGUAUUGCAAAUCAUCCCUAUUCAAGUAAAAGGGACUAAAGUGCAAUACCUUUUCCACCCAUGGACAGUUAUGACACUGUUUUUGAAAAAAUAAAUAAGUAAAUAAAUUAUAUUAUUCUGGACAGCCCCUUUAUUGCACUUGAUGCUCUGCCCAUUUAACACUUAUUUACAAGAAGGUAUAGAGCCCCUUUAAUUGGCCACUAAAGUUAAAAAUACAAAUUAUUUUAUGGUUAGUAUUGUAUAUAUGUUAAAUAAUGUGUAUGAGAUAUAUGUUCUUAUCCCAUUGAAAGAUAUUGCAACCAGCCACUUUUUUGCAUUUCAAGUUUUGAGAACCGAUCGGGUCUUUGAAUGUAGUGAGUUUAGUGCUAUGUUAUGUAGUUUUAAAGGGGUACUUCAGUGGAAAACAAAUUUCUUAAAAUCAACUGGUGGCAGAAAGUUAAACAGAUU
This is a messenger RNA of Hyla sarda, 5339 nucleotides long. It is a transcript of the gene SH3PXD2A, whose product is annotated as SH3 and PX domains 2A. Gene Ontology annotation, molecular function: phosphatidylinositol binding; protein binding; superoxide-generating NADPH oxidase activator activity. The record is from RefSeq and is a predicted model, not a curated record. Gene Ontology annotation, biological process: superoxide anion generation. NCBI's taxonomy places the organism in Eukaryota, Metazoa, Chordata, Amphibia, Anura, Hylidae. The coding region runs from base 320 to 3670 and encodes 1116 amino acids. The transcript is spliced from 15 exons.